CAAAGACAUGCAUGGUUUAAAAAAAGUGAAAGUGAAGUAAAGGCAGCCAAUGGCGUUAAAGGCAUCUCUCGCUCUCUUCCCCACUCUCUCUCAUGAUAAACUGGGAGGCUGGCUUUGUGUGAGGACUCUGACAGGAGAGAGGAAGCAGAGCCCAGCUGCAGAAAGAUUUCCACCAUUUCAUCUAAGGAGAAUGGACAGCUCGAAGACCAGGCGCACACCUUCAACAGGUCACCCAAAGGCGACUGGAUACAUGAGGCAAUGACGUCCUGUUUGACUGACAGGGACUGAAAGGAAACACUGCAUCUGCAUGAGGAAGUGUGUCCUGUCAGCUUUCCCCCGUGACACCGUAGCCUCAAGAAGUGCCAGGAAGAGUUUUCUACCAGAGCCAUAGGUCACCUGUGAGGAGAUCGAAGACACACACCUGGUGCAAAAAGGAUGGCGUACAGAGGCAGCGUAAGACCGUUUGUCAACUUCAACGCCAAACAGGACGCUGAGAUCCUCCAUAAAGCCAUGAAAGGAAUCGGUACAGAUGAAGAUGCCAUCCUCAUGCUCCUGGCGGCACGCAGCAACGAUCAACGCCAGCAAAUUAAGGCGGCAUACAAAAAGGCCUACAGAAAGGACUUGGUCAGUGCGCUGAAAUCGGAGCUCGGUGGGCUGUUUGAGAGUCUGAUUGUGGCCUUGAUGACCCCGCCUAUCUCAUAUGACGCCUCUCAACUGCACAAGGCUCUCAAGGGUGCCGGGACUAAUGACGAAGUGCUGAUUGAGAUCCUGGCCUCCAGGACUGGCGAUCAGAUUAAAGAAAUCAUCAAAGUGUACAAGAAAGAGUUCGGCGGCGAGCUGGAGAGAGACAUCUGCGGUGACACCUCGGGACACUAUCGGAAACUACUGGUGACCCUGCUCCAGGGGAGCAGGGAGGAGGGAGUGGAUGAGGGCAAGAUCGAGAAAGACGCUAAGGACUUGUAUGCUGCUGGCGAAGGCAGGUUUGGCACAGAUGAGGAAAAAUUCAUCACAAUUCUUGGCAACCGGAGCGCAGAGCAUCUCAGGAAAGUGUUUGAUGCCUACAAGAAGCUCUCUGGCUGUGAUAUAGAGGACAGCAUUAAAGGAGAGACCAGUGGGAAUUUGGAGAGCUCACUGCUCGCUGUUGUGAAAUGUACCAGGAGUGUCCCAGAAUAUUUUGCUGAGGGCCUGUAUAAAUCUAUGAGGCGCGCCGGGACCGACGACGACACCCUGAUGAGGAUUAUGGUGUCGAGGAGCGAGUGGGACAUGUUGGACGUCAGAGCCAGCUUCAAGAAGAAGUAUGACGCGUCUCUGUACACCACGAUCCAGGAGGACACAACUGGAGACUACCAGAAGGCUUUACUCUACCUCUGUGGUGGGAAUGAUUGA
This is a messenger RNA of Xiphias gladius (swordfish), 1386 nucleotides long. It is a transcript of the gene anxa5a, whose product is annotated as annexin A5a. Gene Ontology annotation, molecular function: calcium ion binding; calcium-dependent phospholipid binding. NCBI's taxonomy places the organism in Eukaryota, Metazoa, Chordata, Actinopteri, Istiophoriformes, Xiphiidae. Gene Ontology annotation, biological process: negative regulation of coagulation. The record is from RefSeq and is a predicted model, not a curated record. The transcript has 15 exons. The coding region runs from base 436 to 1386 and encodes 316 amino acids. Gene Ontology annotation, cellular component: cytoplasm.